Bubalus bubalis (water buffalo) is the source of this 4012-nucleotide messenger RNA. It is a transcript of the gene GATAD2A, whose product is annotated as GATA zinc finger domain containing 2A. Gene Ontology annotation, molecular function: sequence-specific DNA binding. Gene Ontology annotation, biological process: negative regulation of transcription by RNA polymerase II. The transcript has 15 exons. The record is from RefSeq and is a predicted model, not a curated record. NCBI's taxonomy places the organism in Eukaryota, Metazoa, Chordata, Mammalia, Artiodactyla, Bovidae. Gene Ontology annotation, cellular component: NuRD complex. The coding region runs from base 418 to 2670 and encodes 750 amino acids.
AAAUCUGCCUAGCAACCGGGGAAGCCGGGCUGCGAAGCGGGCAAUUUCAGUGUGAGACGGAGCGGCGAGACCAAGCGGCGGCUUCGAGCGCGGCGCGGCGGCUCCUCCCGCCCGGGGUCAGCGCCCCGGCGCGCGCACGCGCACCCCUGCUGCCCGAACGCGCUCCGCGCCGCCCGCGCAGUCAGUCGGUCGAUCGUCCGUCGUCCUGUCGCCGCCGCGGUCGCCGCCGCGGGCGCCACCUGAGGGAGCUGCCGCCGCGAGACCCGAGCGGACGGGAUCCGACCCUGCCACCCGAGGCCAUCUGGGGCCCAGCAGCCGCCCGCAGAGGCGCCGAGCAACUUCGGUUGGCCAGCACGUUGACAGCAGUUGCCUUUUGACGUAGCUCCCACCAUGGCCGGCUGGUAGGACCACUGUCCCAUGCCCAGAAGCCAGGACCUAAUGAAAGGUUCCAGCCCUCCUCACGCUCACAGACUGGUGGCCGGCCAGGACCUCCGCCCCAUCCCCAGUCCCAGACACUGCAGCCUGGGAGGCCCAGUCACCGCUGCUAGCAUUUUGCUGACUCCUGUACGAGAUGAAUCCAGAAAACUGCUCGCAGCUAAAAGAGCACCUGCUGGGACCCAAAGCAGAGUGCACGGACCUGAGAUGUGCACCACACCACGCCCAUCCCCUUCUGGGUUAGACAGCCUCCCUCCUCCUGAGUUACUGUUGCAGUACCUCAGAAGCCGCACCCCACCCACAGCCACAGCAAACACCAGCUCUCCGCAGUUCAGAAUGACUGAAGAAGCAUGCCGAACACGGAGUCAGAAGCGGGCGCUUGAGCGGGACCCAGUGGAGGACGAUGUGGAGAGCAAGAAGAUAAAAAUGGAGAGAGGAGUGUUGGCUUCGGAUUUAAACGCUGACGGAGACACACGAGUGACGCCUGAGUCGGGACCAGGCCCUGCCCAAGGGCUGCUGAGGGGGACAGAGGCGACGGCCAUGGGCAGAGGCGAAGGGCAGGUGGGCGACGGGCCUGUGGACAUGCGAACCACGCACAGUGACAUGAAGUCUGAGAGGAGACCCCCUUCGCCCGAUGUGAUUGUGCUGUCUGACAACGAGCAGCCUGCGAGCCCGAGGGUGAACGGGCUGACUGAGGAGCCCCCGAAGGAGACCAGCGCCGAGACCCUCAUGAAAAGCAGUCCUGAAGAACGAGAAAGGAUGAUCAAGCAACUAAAAGAGGAGUUAAGGUUAGAAGAAGCAAAACUGGUUUUGUUGAAGAAGUUGCGGCAGAGUCAAAUACAAAAAGAAACUCCCACCCAGAAGCCCGCAGGCUCCACUGGGAGCUCCGUGACCACCCCUCCCCCGCUCGUACGGGGCACCCAGAACAUUCCUUCCGGCAAGCCAUCACUUCAGACCUCUUCAGCUCGGAUGCCUGGCAGUGUCAUCCCACCACCCCUGGUCCGUGGCGGGCAGCAGACGUCCUCAAAGUUAGGGCCUCAGGCGAGCUCCCAGGUCGUCAUGCCCCCGCUCGUCAGGGGGGCCCAGCAAAUCCACAGCAUCAGACAACAUUCCAGCACGGGGCCGCCGCCACUCUUGCUGGCUCCCCGGGCGUCUGUGCCCAGUGUGCAAAUUCAGGGACAGAGGAUCAUUCAGCAGGGCCUCAUCCGCGUCGCCAACGUCCCCAACACUAGUCUGCUCGUCAACAUCCCACAGCCCUCCCCAGCAUCGCUGAAAGGAACGACAGCCACCUCUGCUCAGGCCAACUCCACCCCCAGCAGCGUGGCCUCCGUGGUCACUGCUGCGGAUUCUCCAGCGAGUCGGCAGGCGGCCGCCAAGCUUGCACUGCGCAAACAGCUGGAGAAGACGCUGCUUGAAAUCCCCCCACCCAAACCCCCUGCCCCUGAGAUGAACUUCCUGCCCAGCGCUGCCAACAACGAAUUCAUCUACCUGGUCGGCCUGGAGGAGGUGGUGCAGAACCUGCUGGAGACACAAGCGGGCAGGAUGUCGGCUGCCGUCGUGCUCUCCCGGGAGCCCUACAUGUGUGCACAGUGCAAGACAGACUUCACGUGCCGCUGGCGGGAGGAGAAGGGCGGCACCAUCAUGUGCGAGAACUGCAUGGCGUCCAACCAGAAGAAGGCGCUCAAGGUGGAGCACACGAGCCGCCUGAAGGCCGCCUUCGUGAAGGCGCUCCAGCAGGAGCAGGAGAUCGAGCAGCGUCUCCUGCAGCAGGGCGCCGCCCCCGCGCAGGCCAAGGCCGAGCCUGCCAGCGCCCCGCACCCUGUGCUGAAGCAGGUCAUAAAACCCCGGCGGAAGUUGGCGUUCCGCUCAGGAGAGGCCCGCGACUGGAGUAACGGGGCUGUGCUACAGGCCUCCAGCCAGCUGUCCCGGGGCUCGGCCACAACGCCCCGAGGCAUCCUGCACACAUUCAGCCAGUCGCCCAAACUGCAGAACGCAGCCUCGGCCACCACCCUCGUCGGCAGGACGGGCAGACAUUCCGAGAGGGCCGUGAGCGCUGGCAAGGGCAGCACCACCUCCAACUGGAAGAAGGCGCCCCUGAGUACAGGCGGGGCCCUCGCGUUUGUCAGCCCGAGCUUGGCGGUGCACAAGACCUCCUCAGCCGUGGACCGCCAGCGGGAGUACCUCCUGGACAUGAUCCCGCCCCGCUCCAUCCCCCAGUCAGCCACGUGGAAGUAGUGCGAGCCAGGCCCAGUGGAGAACAGGCUCCCUCCCUCCCACCUGGCCCCACCACCCUCCGCUCGGGAAGACACCCCGCUCCCCAAGAGGGUGAGCGCGCGCAGGCCACGCUGCCGAAGUGAGAGCUCCAGUCUUGGCUACAGAGUCUCGUCGCGUCACGGAGGGGCGCUCCACAGGUGGACCAGGAUUCAUACUGGGGACCUUUCCCGUGGGCUUCCUUCCUUUCUUUGCCUUUAGUUUGCCCAACACCAGCAGAAAAGCGGACCUCGGGGCCGGCUCUGCUCCUGGCCCUCCCUUGAGCCCCUGGCAGGGCUCGUGGACGGCGCACCCAGACACUGUGACAUGCUCGGGCUGCCCGGCGCUGCGGAAGUGGAGCGGAGCAUUGUUCUGUUUUGCUUUGGCCCCGUCUUAGCCUCCUAAUCUUUGACUGCCUUUCUUCAUGGCAAUCCCUAGAUUGACAGAUUUUUUAAAAUCACCUCACGAUGAUGGAGUUUAAUGUAAAUGGUGCAGACCCAGGGUUCCCUGGGUUCCCUGCCAAGCGCGACCCCAGUGCCCUGGGGGGUGGGGCUGCUGACCCCCCCCCAGCCCUCACUCACUCCAGCAGAAGGCCUCUGCUGCUGCUCAUCCCGGAGACAUCCUCCGACCUUCCACACUUAAGCAGAAGAACAAACUGCAACCCAGACCGAGCCAGAGAGCCUGGGAACCUGGGGCCUGAGCAGGGAGGGGAGAGUCGGCAGCCACACCCAGAGCCGGAGCAGGAAGUUGGAGGGGCCUGGCCCUUGUGUUUGUUGUUGUGGUGGUGAUUUACUUUAUUAAAUUGUUUCUUUUUCUCUUCCUCCUUAUUUUGAUGGACAGCAUCCUGAGCCCUGGCCUGUGCUCCUGUCAGGAAUGUGCGUGUGGGGAGGCGCCGCCACACCCCCAGACUUCAGGGUUUGCAUUUGGGUCUAGUUUAGAACCUCCCUUGAAAAGCAGGGCCAUGCUGCCAGGGUCUGCCUUCAGACUUUUUUUUAACCCCCUAGCGUCUACAGAAACGUCUCAAAGGAUCAGGUCUGCGCUUAGUUGUGUUCCGUUCUGUUUUCUCCCUCCCCUUAAAAAUCAGUCCAUGAGGAAAGGCAGAAGCUGUUGUGUAUGUGCUGCACAUGGGCCAGCUCUGUGCAGGUGUGAGGGUGUCACGUGUGCAUGCACACACGUGUGGAGACGGGGUAUGCUGUUCCUCACUUCAGCCCCAGCCCUGGUUUUCCUGUCCAUGGAGUUAGGGACUUAAUUUAAAAUUCUUAUUUUGUAGGGCCACCUUCAUCAAAUACACUGCUGCACCGUUCUAAUAAAGGCUCAUUUAACCCCC